AUAAGUAAUAUCGCUGUGUUUCAAAACUGAGAGACCUGCGAGACUGUGAUAAAGAAAAUAUUAUUGGCACUAGCUGAGAGACGUGUGUAUUGCCUAUAAACGGUAAAAGAAAAUGUUAUUUUUUUCUGCGUUACCUUAUUUUUGUUACGAUAAUGAGCAUAUUGAUGAUCGUUAAAUUUGAUUUACUUUUUUACAAGCAUUUCACAAGAUACAAGGAAAACCUGCUUUAGUAAUGAGGAGGUCCCUAAAAUGCUACACAUUCUGUGUGGUCACAUGUAUUUCAAUAAUAAAUACUAAAAUGUCUGGUUUUUCGUAUUGGGAGUCUAUUGAUUUUUUUUUCUUUUUUGUAAGUUCGUCGUUUCGUUUCAAGUUUUUUCUUAUCAUUUCUUUGCUUUAUACUUUCAAUUUAGUGCACAGUCGCUAUGUGACCGAUGACUUCCUACUUUUCACGGACAGACUAAACGGAGUAAUAUGGCAAGCUGACCUGAUCCAGUGGAACUUACACGCCAUCUAUACCCAGUGUAAUAACCCCAUAUCCGCAAGUUACGACCCCAUAGAGCAGAGGGUUUACUGGUCUGAGGUUGUCACCUUCGCUAAAAUAAGAAGAAUAAAUCUGAAUGGAAAAGAGCCGGAAGUGGUCUUUGAUUUCAUUAUUGGGAGCGUGCCGGACGCUGUUGCAGUCGACCAUAUUUCCCGCCUAUUGUACUACACCGAGGGCAUGUAUGAAACCAUUGGUGUGAUGAGAUUGGACGGCUCCCAGCACAAGAUCUUAUUAAGAACUGGAUUGGAUAUGCCGAGAGCGAUGACGUUGGAUCCACUUAAUGGCUGGAUGUAUUGGACGGAUUGGGGAACGGAACCAAAGAUAGAACGCGCCCACAUGGACGGCGGAAACAGGCAAACUGUGGCGAACACGGCUCUAUCAUGGCCGAACGGAAUAGAUAUUGACAUCCCUGAACAGAAACUUUAUUGGUGCGAUGGAAAUUAUUCCAAAAUUGAAGUGUCCGACCCAGAUGGAAGUAACAGACGGUCUUUGAUCGAAGCGGAAGAUACUCUUGGUGGUCACUACUAUGGCAUUGCCGUGGACGACCAGCAGAUCUAUUUCACUGAUUGGAAAAUCAAUGUCUGGGCGUUCCAUAGAGUCAACAAACACGACGGCAGUAACUCGAGUGUUCGUGCUGCCAGUUUUAUUCCAUUGGCCAGGUUAACUGGUGUUCAUGUGUACAGAAGUUCAUACCAUUUAUCACGAUCGAACGGCUGCAGUGUAAACAAUGGGGGUUGUCCAUACCUGUGUCUACCAAAACCCAACGGCAGAACGUGCGCAUGUCCAGAUGGGGAAUCCGCAUGCGUUUCGACGACAUUUUCCAACACCUUUACAACUCCUGUUGUAACAAAACCGCCCACCAAGACUACUACGCCUACUACAAGAACCACUGCACCAACAACGACUACUACGGUAACGACAACGUCCACUACGCCUACUACCACUAGUGCUACCACUACGCCAACUACAACGACAACGCCUACUACGACUUCUACUACGUCUACCACGCCUACUACCACCACCGGCACAACGACAUCCAUUACCCCGAUCACCACGUUCGUUUCGUCAACUUCCCUCGCAACGACAUUCCCUGCCUCGCCUCCCACAGUUACACUAGCGUCUACCAUCCCGAAUGUUAUUCCAACUAGAAUAGAGGGAGCUGAAAAUGACGCAGGAGGGAAUGGCGAGGACACGGCAAGCAUCCCGCUGGUAAUUGGUGUCGCAGUGUCCACACCGUUGGUCACCGUAAUUUUGGUGGUGGUCAUCAUACGACUGUUUCUUAGGAGACGAAGAACACCGCCACCUGACCCACAAAGUCUACGUGUUCUUCGCUUCAACCCCGCGUUUUCCGACCGUCCGGUACCUCUCCCUCCUAAAUCACCUAAAGGACAUCUUCGUGUGUCAACCGAUUGGGAGUUCGACCAUAUUCAAAGUGAUUACCUAUCAUUUACAGCAGAUAAUAUUUAUGAGGGGACCCAAGAGAAUCAGUAUUCGGAUUAUGCCAGCAUCUUACCGCAGAAUAUGGACGUUUAACCAGCAGCUUCAAAGGGGGGGUACCCCCCCCCCCCAAA
This is a messenger RNA of Lingula anatina, 2112 nucleotides long. RefSeq names its product low-density lipoprotein receptor-related protein 8-like. The record is from RefSeq and is a predicted model, not a curated record. NCBI's taxonomy places the organism in Eukaryota, Metazoa, Brachiopoda, Lingulata, Lingulida, Lingulidae.